Daucus carota subsp. sativus is the source of this 4357-nucleotide messenger RNA. RefSeq names its product kinesin-like protein KIN-4C. The transcript is spliced from 27 exons. The record is from RefSeq and is a predicted model, not a curated record. Gene Ontology annotation, molecular function: microtubule motor activity; microtubule binding; ATP binding. The coding region runs from base 235 to 4134 and encodes 1299 amino acids. Gene Ontology annotation, cellular component: microtubule associated complex. Gene Ontology annotation, biological process: microtubule-based movement; spindle elongation; mitotic spindle organization. Lineage: Eukaryota; Viridiplantae; Streptophyta; Magnoliopsida; Apiales; Apiaceae.
UCACUGGGCCAUGUCAUCAACGUCUCCCCAAAAAACACAAAUUUGAAAUUCAUACUUAUUAAACCGCCUACCUCUUCUGAUCUUCUCUCACUUUUAUUUUCAUUUAUCUGAAUCGACUCCAGUCUUAAUCUCGCCUCUCUCCCCGUUUUCAAAUUACAGAAUCGUCUCUCCUCUUUCUCUCUCUCUCUCUCCCCGAUCUCAAUUUACAAUUAAAGAGUUAUACUGAAUUUAUUGAUGGAGAAUUCGGAGACGAAAGACUGUGUCCGAGUCGCGGUGAAUAUCAGGCCAUUAGUAACAGCUGAAUUAGCUGUUGGUUGUACCGAUUGUAUCACCGUGCCUCCUGGUGAACCGCAGGUUCAGAUUGGAGCGCAUGCGUUCACGUUUGAUUAUGUUUUUGGUAGCUCUGGCCAACAUUCGUCGCGAAUUUACGAGCAAUGUGUUGCUCCUUUAGUUGAUGCACUAUGUAAUGGAUAUAAUGGCACUGUUCUUGCGUACGGUCAAACGGGAUCAGGUAAAACGUACACAAUGGGGACUAAUUAUAACGGAGAAGGGCAUAAUGGAGGAGUUAUUCCUAAUGUGAUAGAAACCAUAUUCUCUAGAGUCGAAGAAGCUAAAGACUCAACAGAAUUUCUGAUAAGAGUGUCGUUCAUUGAGAUUUUUAAGGAAGAAGUGUAUGAUCUUCUGGAUCCAAACCCAGUAACUUUCUCAAAAGUUGAUGGGACAUCACAGGCAAAGCCCGGUGGUCCUGCAAGAGCUCCUAUUCAAAUCAGAGAAACUGCCAAUGGAGGCAUCACACUUGCUGGUGUAACUGAGGCUGAAGUCAGGACAAAGGAAGAAAUGGCUUCGUUUCUCUUGCGUGGUUCUUUAUGCCGAGCUACUGGGAGCACAAACAUGAAUAGCCAAUCCAGUCGAUCACAUGCAAUAUUUACAAUUUCAAUGGAGCAAAAGAGGAUUUCUUUAGCUAAUGGAGAUAUGCAUGAUGCCAAUGAUGAUAUUCUGUGCGCAAAACUCCAUCUUGUUGACCUUGCUGGUUCUGAAAGAGCCAAACGAACUGGGGCUGAUGGGUUGCGUUUAAGAGAAGGUAUUCAUAUCAACAAGGGGCUAUUGGCACUUGGAAAUGUGAUAAGUGCGUUGGGUGAUGAGAAGAAGCGGAAGGAAGGGGGGCAUGUUCCUUACAGAGACAGCAAAUUAACCCGUCUCUUACAGGAUUCUCUUGGAGGAAACAGCAAAACAGUCAUGAUAGCUUGUGUAAGCCCUGCAGACACAAAUGCAGAGGAGACACUGAAUACUUUAAAGUAUGCAAAUCGAGCGCGCAAUAUCCAGAACAAAGCAAUUGUCAACCGUGAUCCAGUUGCAGCACAGACCCAAAGAAUGCGGAAUCAAAUUGAGCAAUUGCAGGCUGAGUUACUUUACUUUCGUGGAGAUUCUGGUAUCCCGUUCGAAGAACUUCAGAUUUUAAAGCACAAGAUCUCUUUGCUUGAGGCAAGCAAUGCAGAGCUACAACGAGAACUUCAAGAAUGUCGAAUCAACUCUAAGCAUCUCUCUCAACGAGCUAUUGAUGCUCAGGUAGAAAAGGAUAAUCUGAUCAUGAAACUGGAAUUAGCACGAAGUGGUAGAUCUUGGGAGGAAAUUGAUGCUGAUCCGAACCAGCGAGAUAUUGGGUUGGUUAAAAAUUAUGUGACGAAGAUCCAGGAAUUAGAAGGUGAAUUGUUUCGACUACAAAAGUCGAAUACUUCCAAACACCAUGAACUUGCAGAUUACCUUAAAUUGGAUGUUGUUGGUUAUGCUCCCAAAAAAUCCUUGUUCGAUCAAUCUGACACCGAAGCUACAGAUACUGAUGGUGAAGCUGAAGUUGAUGUGAAAGAGCUAGAACAUUCUAGUAUUCAGGAAAAAUUGGACAUGGAGCUCAAAGAAUUGGACAAAAAGCUUGAACAAAAGGAGGCUGAAAUGAAGCGAUUUGCUGGUGUCGACACAUCUGUUCUAAAACAACAUUAUGAGAAAAAAGUUCUUGAUUUGGAACAGGAAAAGAAGACUCUGCAGAAAGAGAUCGAACAACUGAGGUGUAAUCUCGCAAAUAUAUCAUCCUCUACUGAUGGCAGUACUCAAAAGCUAAAGGAAAAUUAUCUUCAGAAGUUAAACUUUCUUGAAUCACAGGUUUCUGAGUUAAAGAAGAAGCAAGAUGCUCAAGCACAGCUGUUGAGGCAAAAGCAAAAGAGUGACGAGGCUGCAAAGCGUUUACAGGAUGAUAUUCAGAGGAUAAAGACCCAAAAGGUCCAAUUACAACAAAAGAUCAAGCAAGAAUCUGAGCAAUUCAGAUUGUGGAAGGUGUCACGGGAAAAAGAAGUUCUUCAGCUUAAGAAAGAGGGUCGGAGGAAUGAAUAUGAGAUGCAUAAGUUAUUAGCUCUGAAUCAGAGGCAAAAACUGGUUUUACAAAGGAAGUCAGAAGAAGCAGCUAUGGCUACAAAACGGCUGAAAGAGGUCUUAGAUUCCCGAAAGGCUUCAUCACGUAUGCCAUAUGGUGAUGCAACUAGCAAUGGUCCGAGCAUUCAGGCACUGAUGCAUGCGAUUGAGCAUGAGAUUGAAGUCACUAAACGUGUACAUGAAGUUCGUUGCGAAUAUGAGCGUCAAAUGGAAGAGAGGACUAAAAUGGCUAAGGAGAUGGCAGAGUUGAAGGAAGAGACACAACUUAUUAAGCGAAGUAUACUAAGUGAUUGUCCCUCAGCAAUGUCGCCUGGUGCCAGAAAUUCAAGGAUUUUUGCUCUUGAAAACAUGCUUUCCACGACUUCCAGCACCCUUGUAUCAAUGGCAUCUCAGUUGUCAGAAGCUGAAGAGCGGGAACGAGCUUUUACUGGCCGCGGGAGAUGGAACCAAGUUCGAUCUCUCGCCGAAGCAAAGACAAUAAUGAAUUUUUUGUUCAACCUUGCAUCCUCCACAAGGUGCUCACUAUGGGAUAAAGAAGUGAGUUGCAGAGAGAAGGAUUUAGAAAUAAGAGAACUGAAGGAGAAAGUGGUACAUUUAGUUCGGCAACUGGAAAUGCAGAAGGCUGAAAUUAUACAUCAAGAAAAAUUGUUGAAAACUUCUAUUAAGAACUCUGUGAAGGAAAAGGAUAGCAACUCUGGGGAUUUCAUACAGAACCAGAAAUCACGUGUAUAUGACCUGCGGCUAAAGGCAUCUCAAAACUCCACCAUAUGUGAAGCUGGUGGAUACAUUGCCGAGUUACUAGAGGACAUGGAUACAUCUGAAUCAGAGCAUUCAGAUAGAGAACAUGAUGAUGACCGUGACUGGGAAGUUUCCGGUCCUGAUGAAGGGGAGGACAGUGGCUGGGGGUUUGCUAAAGUUAAAGGAAAUAGGCGUCAAACCAAUCAAAAAGUGUCCAAGAGUGGAACACAUUUAGUUUCACUGUCAACUUCAAGUUCCGUCGUUGAACCAGGAAGUGUGAAUAUGGUGUCUGUAGUUGCGGAAAAUCCCAUCUUGCAGCAAAAAGCAUUUGAUUUAUGCUGCUCAUGUAGCAAAAACUCCUUUUGCAAGACAGGAAAAUGUGAGUGUCGAGCUGCAGGGGGGAGUUGCUGUCUUUCUUGUGGGUGUCAUCCUAAAAAGUGUAGCAAUAGGGAAGAAAAUAUGAUUAAGGAGUUGGGUGCUUUGGCUAAAUUAGAACAGGGUGCAGGCACAGGAAGUGUUUCAAACUCUGAUACAAUAGAUAGUAGCUGCAGUCUUGCUUCUCAUGGUGCAAUGUUACUUCAAACGGCACUUGCUGAAAUUUCUGUCAACACUAAGAAUGACGCUGCAGCAAAGAGAAAGCCAUUGUCUGACAUCGGGAACGCAAUGCCUAAAUCAGAUGCACCUAAGCCUGACAAGAGGAAGAAGUGGCGAAAACCAACAUAUAAAAUUGUUCAAGAUGCUCCACCUUCUCAGCCAGAAAUUUCUGAAGUUCCAACAAGCACUGCAGUCGAGCCUGAUAUUCCUCUUAUAUUACCGAGAGCUAUGAGAUCUAUGUCCUCAAGUACGACUUUGAAAGAAAGGAACUCUGAUCAGCAGCCCAAAGGUCUUGUAGCUACUAAGGAGGCUGAUAGUCCAGCUCCAAGAAGUCCUCGGUUACAAGCAAGACCAGCAGAUGACAAGGAAAAUGGCCUUUGAGUUAUCCGUUUGCUUAUUUAUGUCCUAUAAGAGAAGGUUAGUGUCCUUCUCUUAUAAUGGGAUUUGAGAAACAUAGUUCUAAGAUUUAACCAUCCAUAUAGCUUGAUAUUGGAUUUAUUGGAUUAUUUUUUCUGCACUAUUUAUAAAUGUGUCUGAAGACUCUUGAAAUCAGAAACUAAUGGUAGAUGCUGGAAAGGAUUACAACUUUCAAAUUAUAUUUUCA